Molecule: messenger RNA, 943 nt
Organism: Megalobrama amblycephala (Wuchang bream)
Lineage: Eukaryota; Metazoa; Chordata; Actinopteri; Cypriniformes; Xenocyprididae
Exons: 4
Coding region: 61-711 (216 amino acids)
Source: RefSeq, a predicted model, not a curated record
CAGCGUCUUAAAAAGCAUCAAGUUUCAUCAGAUUCAUUCGCUUUCCUGCGCGUUUGGAAGAUGGCACGCUACUCAGGUGAGCAGGCUCUUCAGAUGGUCCUGGACAGUGAGGAAGAGUUCACUUUUUCCUCGGAAGAAGAACACGACUCUGACGAUGAACGUCUGUAUUUUGAAGAGCGACUUGAUCCAGCUGAAGAUACAGUUUCUGAUGAAAAUGUGGAUCCAUCACUCUCGCAUUCACCUGCAAUUCUCACUAAGAGGGCACGCAGCAACACAGGCGAUAAUGAGAAAGAGAAUGUGGAUCCAUCACUCUCACAUUCACCUGCAAUUCCCACUAAGAGGGCACGCAGCAACACAGGCGGAAAUGAGAAAGACUAUAGCCCUAAUGAGAGUGCUCCAAAACCCCUUGCAAAAAAGGCCAAGAAAAACAUUCAGACAAGCAACAGGCAUUCAGCUCUGUCAUGGAAAACAGAUAAUGACACUGACAUGGUUCCACAGACUCUGAGAUUCCUACCUGCACGGGAACCUGGACCACAGCUGCGUCCUGCUGAUGAACACACUCCUAAGAGUCUCUUCAAAAUGUUCAAAAUGCAAGGAAUAAUGCCACCACUGGUCGUCGGAACUGCAUGCUUUGCAAAGUACAGCUUGGUAAAAGGCAAGACACACCUUGGAAAUGCCAGGCAUGUGACAUUUACUUGUGUCUUCAGUUGAAAAGGAACUGUUUUCAAAAAUGGCACACAGAUGUGUGACUGUUCAGAUUCUCUGUUCACCACCUCUCACUGACCAUUGGGCUGCAAAGAUUAUCUAUAUGUGAUCAAGCAGGUUAUGUAUAGGGUGUAAAAGUGGGCUUUUUUUAUAAACCUUACCUUUAUUUGCCUGUAUACACAAAAUGUGCCUUUGACCCUAGUUUAUAUGUGGAUUAUAUUGUUAACUUUAUUUUAAA